AUGUUCCCUGCGUCAAAUCAGGUUUUUUUGGAUAAAAGAGGAUCUGAUCAUAGACCUGUCUUGGUGAGUCUCUUAGCUUCUACAGACUCCUAUACAGGACACUUUAAAUUCGACAAAAGGUUUCUUUACCAGCCUAAGGUAAAGGAGUCUAUCUCAGUCACAUGGAAUAGGAGUUGUCGAUCAAGUGAGAGUUCUGUGUCUGAUCGGCUGAGAAAUUGCAGGAAGACUUUGAGGAAAUGGAAGAAAAACAAUAAUAUGAAUGCCAGGGACAGGAUUCAUCAGUUGGAACUGAAUUUGGAAGAAGAGCAAUCAGUUUUCUGUCCAAGCACACAAAGACUCUGGUAUCUCAAAAGGGAGUUAGCAUUGGCUUACAGAGAAGAUGAGUUGUUCUGGAAACAAAAGAGUAGACAGAAGUGGUUAAGAUCAGGGGAUCGGAACUCCAAGUUCUUUCAUGAUUCAGUCAGAUGGAUGAGCUUUUCUCAAGAAGGUCCAUCCAUACACCACUUGUUAUUCGCUGAUGACAGUCUCUUUCUUUGCAAGGCAACCGAUCAUCAAAGCUAUGCAUUGAAAGGGAUUCUCAGAAUCUAUGGUGAAGCGACAGGUCAGACAGUGAACCCAUCCAAAUCAUCUAUCACCUUUGGGUCUAAGAUUGGGGAGGCUCAAAAAAAGAGGAUUCAAGCUGAGUUGGGGAUUUCAAAAGAAGGCGGAGCUGGAACUUAUCUUGGGUUGCCUGAGUGUUUCAGUGGAUCCAAGAUUGAGUUAUUGAGUUACAUCAAAGAAGGAGUGCAGAAACGGACCUCUACCUGGUUCUCCAGAACUUUAUCUCAAGGAGGUAAAGAGAUUCUGCUUAAAUCAGUUAUUUCUGCUAUGCCGGUUUAUGCAAUGUCAUGUUUCAAACUACCAAAAGCAAUUUGUGCCAAUCUGAAAAGUGCUAUGGCGGAUUUCUGGUGGAGUGCAGUGGAGAAGAAAAGAAAAAUCCAUUGGAUUAGUUGGGAGAAAAUGUGCUUGCCUAAACGUUUAGGGGGAAUGGGGUUUAGAGACAUUGAGGACUUUAAUCAAGCCCAAGAUUACAAAGAAUUAGAGUUGUAA
Molecule: messenger RNA, 1089 nt
Organism: Microthlaspi erraticum
Lineage: Eukaryota; Viridiplantae; Streptophyta; Magnoliopsida; Brassicales; Brassicaceae
Source: the annotation of a GenBank genome assembly